UUUGAUUGGUUGGAUAGUAAUUUUCCAAGGAUUUUGUAGGAAGUGAAUAUGUGGAACAGUGGAAGGGCAGAAAGGGCAACUCCACCACCAGCCACCAGCGCCGCCGCCUCUUCUCUCCCCCUUUCUCCACCAGCACCACCCAUCGCCACCGCUCCCAGCCUCGUCUCCCUCAGCCACGCUAGGCGUCGCUCACUGUCGCCCUGAAGCCGCCGCCUUCCACCGACGCCUCCCCUCUUCACCUCCGCGCCGUCGCUCCUUCUCUCUUGCCCUGAAUUCCAGCGCCGCCGCCUUCGUCCGACCGCCGGCGAAAAUCCUCAGCCACAAUUACAGGCCAAUUUGAGUGUUGAUUCUAUCUCCUAUCUUCUUCAUCAAUCGAUCGUGAGUGCCCAUGGCAAAGAGAUGUAAUAAAUUAUCUCAUGCUAUUCAAUCUAAGUAGGAAUCCUUCCAAUCAUUUGUGAUGCAUUGUCGAAAAAAGUUCGCAUCUUCUUGUUCAUCCUGCUGCUGCUGACGCCAGUUGUUCAGAUCUGUAGGUACCGGCAACAAACCUUGAUUUUGAAUGUUUCGUCGAGGACAUGGGGCUUCCCCGACGCCUUGAGGUAUGGAAAAUGGGCAUCGUCAAUUACUCUGAAGCACUCAAGUUGCAGGAGAAGCUCUCUUCCGACAGAAAGACAAACCAGAUUGCUGACACUCUAUUGUCACUACAACAUCCACCUACAUACACCCUGGGAAAAAGGCGAACGGAUCACAACAUAUUGGUCCCCGAGUCGAAACUCAAGUCCAUUGGGGCGACGCUUCACUACACACAAAGAGGAGGCGACGUCACGUUCCACGGUCCUCGCCAGGCCAUUCUGUAUCCCAUAAUUUCUCUACGUGAAUUAGGCUUAGGAGCUAGAAAGUAUGUCGAGAAGCUUGAACUAACCAUGAUUGACUUGGCAUCCUUGUAUGGUGUCAAAGCUCGUGCAGGUCAAACGGGAGAAACCGGCGUCUGGGUUGGUCAGAGAAAGAUCGGGGCCAUUGGGGUUCGGAUAUCCUCCGGGAUCACGUCCCACGGGCUCGCGUUUAACGUCGACCCGGAUUUGAACUACUUCAAGUACAUUGUGCCUUGUGGGAUUGUUGAUAAGGAAGUCACUUCUUUGCAAAGGGAGACGCUGCAGGUACUUCCUUCUGAUGAGGUUGUUCAUGAUCAUUUGAUUUCUUGCUUUGUUAGAACUUUUGGUUAUGCUGAUGUUGUUUGGAAAAAUGUUGAUAGUUUGCCUUGAUUGGGUUAUGAAUUGAAUUUUUACUUGAGAAUUGGGAGGUUAAAUCAUAUCCUUCUGUCCUAUAAAU
Andrographis paniculata is the source of this 1326-nucleotide messenger RNA. Its product is annotated as octanoyltransferase LIP2, mitochondrial. The record is from RefSeq and is a predicted model, not a curated record. Gene Ontology annotation, cellular component: mitochondrion. Gene Ontology annotation, molecular function: lipoyl(octanoyl) transferase activity. Gene Ontology annotation, biological process: protein lipoylation. Lineage: Eukaryota; Viridiplantae; Streptophyta; Magnoliopsida; Lamiales; Acanthaceae. The transcript is spliced from 4 exons. The coding region runs from base 573 to 1259 and encodes 228 amino acids.